AUGUCUGAACCGAUUCCCGAGUCCAUUCCCACAAGCGCCGACCCGCGGACCCACCGCCCGACCAAGAAGCGCGCCCUGUCGCCGAGAUCUGCCCAAGCAAGCCAGCUCGACGCCCUGUUCAAGCAUCCCGACCGCGAGAUCGCCAUUCCGACAGGCCCCCGGAGCAAGAACCUCCCGCCGCCCCCCGAAAUUGUUGCCAACGUCCAAGGUUCCUCGGCCGGCGCUGGCUCCGGCGAGUUCCACGUCUACAAGGCCUCGCGGCGGCGGGAGUACGAGAGGCUGAGGUUGAUGGAUGAAGAGACGAAGCGCGAGCAACAGAACAAGGAGUUCGAUGAGAAGAUGGCCGAGAUGCGCAAAAAGGAUGAAGCCAAGACCAGCAAGAACAAGGCAAGGCGGGACAAGGCGAAGGCGCGGAAGCAGCAGAAGAAGGUCGAGAACGGAGAUGCAGAUGGAGCCUGCAAUGCAACAAACGGCACCGAGAACGGCGAGAAGGAGCUGGGACACGGCCUCAAGCGACGUAAUUCAGAGAGCGAUGAUCCUGUGGAUCCUGCAGCCAACGGCUCCGCCGAAGCCUCCAACCCCGACGAAAUCGGCAUUGUCAUUCAUGACGAGGACUGA
Molecule: messenger RNA, 618 nt
Organism: Lasiodiplodia theobromae
Lineage: Eukaryota; Fungi; Ascomycota; Dothideomycetes; Botryosphaeriales; Botryosphaeriaceae
Exons: 1
Coding region: 1-618 (205 amino acids)
Biological process (GO): negative regulation of protein kinase activity
Cellular component (GO): nucleolus
Molecular function (GO): double-stranded RNA binding; protein kinase inhibitor activity; protein kinase binding
Source: RefSeq, a predicted model, not a curated record